This is a messenger RNA of Pseudo-nitzschia multistriata, 4609 nucleotides long. NCBI's taxonomy places the organism in Eukaryota, Bacillariophyta, Bacillariophyceae, Bacillariales, Bacillariaceae. The record is from the annotation of a GenBank genome assembly.
UUGUGYACCAAAAAUGGAUCGUACACGUACAAGUACGAGUACGUCGUACUAUGUAAGGGCAUCGUAUUCGUACCGUCGUUAUCGACCUGACACGACCGAAUCGCAAGCUGCAAGCGUGUGGUAGUACGAGUAAUAACUUGUGAAAUUAAUUUAGGCUAAAUUAAGUACUGUAAGGAUGGCACCGCAACCAGCAACGCAACACCACAAGACCUACUACCUCCAAAUAAGGGCACGGGGACAUUACCAUCGACUACUAAUCUAUAACAUCUGAGAAGUUCUACAGACACUCCCAUAAAUGCAAAGCACUUACGAAGAAAAAGCCCCCUCGCCCAAUGCGGGAGGGAUCGGCGGCGAUGCAAAAACACUAGUGUCUCCAAGUAGCCACAACAACCAAACAGAACCACCUGAGCUUCCCGCUGUUAUUGGAAGGACCGACAACAAAAAUCUUCAGAGCAAUGGUGACCAACACAGUGUAACGCAUAGUUCGAAAGACACGGUGAUGUUUGCAAAUGACGGACAUGCAAGUAUCAAAGAAGAAAAAUGCGUCCUGGAAACGGAACCGUCGCCAACGGUUUUGCCUAAGCAGCCACCCCGAGCCAACGGGAUCGAUGAAUCGACAGCCCAACGGGGAACAUCGAAAGUAGUUGCGGAUAGUUCUUCACCAAAUAAUGGACAAGUAUCGAUCAACCAAAAAGAAGGCACGGCGAUUAGUUCACCCGCGGAUACAAAACAACAAUUGGUCGAACAGAACCAUGCCAGCAACAAGGUACCACGAGUGGAAACGGAAGGAGACUCCGAGCCAAGCAGCGGGGAUGGACCGAAAUCAACUCCUUGUCCACCUAUAUCAUCAAGAGUUCCAUCUAGCGAGGGGAUGGCAGCGGACCCGUGCGGCUGGGGCGGCGAACAGCAACACAAUCAAGAACCCGUAAGCGUUGACCAAAAACAUUGUGAAACAAAAAUUCAUGAUACAAGAGGAAGCUAUGAGAAUGGGACGACGGAGAACGAUGUGAUUUUAGUAGAGAUUGGAGCAGGUAGCUAUGAGACUUCCAUCUUUAACACCGCGGGUAACAAAAAAUGGAAGGAGAUGGUUAAGGAAUGCGUUCAAGACUUUCGCUUGAGCGAUGAAGGUCUAACGGAAAAUAAUGGCCAAAGUGAGAAGGAGUUAAGGAUAGCCCUGGAAAUAGUAAAGCAGGUACGAGGUCUAGGCGGGCGAUUUUUAGUUCAGAACGAUGAUAUUUGCCAAAAAUACUCUGACGUGGGAGACGAACGAGCUAUGGGUGCGACAUUGCAGUGUUUUAGACUCUGUUUGACGGAAGCAGACGCGAGACAAAACAUGGGGRUCAGACCAAAAGAAAAUCCAUUAUAUUUUUCCAAUACAAGAGAAGUGAAGGACACAGAAAGAGAAAAGAAGAGGAAGGAACGAGAAGUGGAGCUACCACAGGAGAUCCAAGCAAAAAGAAUACAAUCAGUGGAUGUGGAAAAAGAACUUGAAAACUGCCAUGAGGUGGGACCUAAAUCAUCCAAUUCGGUUUCGUUUCUCCAUCCUGUCAUCUACUAUGGUAGGGUUGGGGAUACGAAUCACCGUAAUGCAAGGAUGGCAAAAAGAAUUUUAAUUGAUGCUUCGGUCGAAAAGAUUCCGGAAAAUGCAUUUUUGGAUUGCAACGAACUUUUCGAAGUCGCUUUCGCCGAAGGUUGUGCGGUCAAGGCCAUUGAGAAAUGUGCUUUUCAACAAACGUCGAUUGCAUCGAUUGAAAUUCCUGCAUCAGUGAAAGAAGUUGGAAACGAAGCCUUUUGUGAUUGCGCGAAGUUGCACAAGGUCGGCUUUGGGACGGACGAUUGCCGGCUAAGGAAAAUUGGCGACCGUGCAUUUUGUGGUACAUCCCUUUCUUACGUCGUAAUCCCUUCUUCGGUAGAAACAAUUGGAUACGAGGCGUUUUAUGAUUGCAUGAGACUCGUCAGUGUUACCUUUGACCACGGUGUAAAGUGUCGACUUGAGAUAAUCGGGGAUUGCGCUUUUUCUCACGCUCCUAUUUCCACAAUUGAAAUUCCUAGUUCGGUGGAAAAGAUUGGAUGCCGUGCGUUUCACAAGUGUCGUGAGCUAGUCAGAGUAGACUUUACAGAUGCCAACUGUCGACUCGAGGAGAUUCAAAACGAAGCAUUUUCCGAGACUUCGAUUUGCGCCAUUAUGAUCCCUUUUUCGGUAAAAGAAAUCACGCUUCGUGCCUUUUACAAGUGUCAUAAACUAACCAACGUCGACUUCGCAAAGAACGGCCAGAUGGAGAAGAUAGAGCAUGAAGUGUUCUUCGAAACACCUAUUUCCACCAUCACAAUCCCGUGGUCGGUGAAAGCAAUCGAAUACGGCGCCUUUGCAAAUUGCUCACGGCUAGAAACAGUGCGAUUCGAGCCUGGCAAUUGUCAACUGACGACCAUUGGCGAUUUUUCUUUUUCGGAAUCAUCAAUUUCUGCAAUUGAAAUCCCUGCCACUGUGAGAGAGAUCGGAAAGCAUGCUUUUUAUCAGUGCCGCCAGCUCACGGAUGUCAAGUUCGCGUUGGAGAAUUGUCAACUCGAAAAGAUCGGAAGCUCUGCAUUUCGUGAUACAAGUUGCACCAUUGCCAUCCCUCCUAUGGUUAAGGAAAUCGGAAAGUAUGCCUUUUACCGGAAUGGCGUCUUUUUGAAAAGAAAAAGAAUUCAGCAGCAGUCAGCCGUUGACUUGCAAAAUGGAAUCGAUGAAAAGUACGGCGACAAGAGCAUACAAGGCAGAGAAUUCAAAAAGCAAAGGAUGGAAGAUUGCCAAACAUGUAGCAAUAACGCUAAAGUAUCGGCUGCGUCCAUGAUAGCCACAGAACAACAGGCAAACGAUUUACGUUUGAAAGUAAAAGGAGAAACUGGUAGUCAAUCGUUCACRGAAACAUCAGCAGAAAUAUAUGAUUUGGGUAGGAGAAUAAAACAACCACACGAUUACGAAAAGAAAGAGUCAAUGGCCAAUACCUCUCCAAGUGUUACUAAACAGGGAGAGAGCGAUGAUGAGAUCGUCAAGCCCCGGCAAAUACGUGACAUUGGCAAGGGUGAAAUCAACGAUCACGAUGUUCUAUCAGGGAAGGGGGCACACGGCAAUCACCAUACUGGAAACAAACUGUACAAAGAGAUGGUGAAGAGACGCCAAAAUGAAUACUACAGUUGCAAGCGUUUUGAAAAGGCCCUGAUCGCACAGGAUAUUGUGCGAGAGGUGAGGUCCAAAGGGGGACGAUUCCUACAGAAGAAUAUGGACACAGACAAGUACGACGACGUGGGCGAUAAAUGUGCGAUAAAAAAGACAAGCCAGCUGUUUCGAGAUACUGCAAAGAACCGAGAGGUCGAUYACAAAACUGGGUUCUCUGCACAAUCCGCAACGUCCGAAUCCAUGGCAGAACACGCGAAAAUAAAGAAGGAAAACGAUAAUACGAUGUGCAGCGAACAAGGUUUGGCUGCGCUACAACACUUUCAACACUUUCAUAAUCAACCAAAUUCAAUGAAUAGAACUAGGAAGCUGUUUGGAAUCGAUAAGACUGAGAUAAACGAACACGACGUUUUGUCUGGGAAGGGAGCGCAAGGGAACCAGCACCAUGGGAACAAGCUUUACAAGGACUUAGUUAAAGAAUGCCAAAAUAAAUACCACAAUGGCAAGCGCUUUGAAAAGGCCGUCACGGCUCGUUACAUUGUGGACGAGGUUAGAAAGCGCGGGGGAAGAUUUUUGCUGAAGGAUUCGGUCUCUGGCAAGUACAAUGACGUGGGCGACGACACGGCGAGAAUCAAGACAAGUCAGCUGUUUCGAGACUUGUACCGAGAUUCAAAAGCAGAAAGAGAACAGGAAGGAAGAUCAUUGGGCAUGGAAUUAACCGAUUCAAAACACGACGAUGAACGAUUGAAAUCGAAAAAACCUAAUAGCAUCMCUCAGGCACUGGCCACUCCUCCGAAGGCUUCACAAGCGAACCAARGCGAAGCACCCGGGGAUGAAUCAAGAUCACCUUUCUAUAUCGAAAAGCCUCGCACGAAUGAUGUACUCUGUGGAAGGGGAGCACACGGGAAUCACCACCACGGCAACAAAAAGUGGAAAGCGCUGACCAACAUGCAGGCUGGGGCCUAUUUUUCGAGCCAGCGCCAUGAGAAACGAACUAUAGCCGAAAGCAUUGUGCGCCAGGUGCGUGCCUAUGGCGGGCGCUUUUUGAAGAGGGACGACCGAACGGGGAAAUACAUGGACAUGGAUGACAAGACGGCAACCAUGAAAACAAGCCAGUUGUUCCGGGAUAUUUCGUAUGUAGUGAAGAAAAAACAGGGGGAGAAAAUUGGCGAAGCUCAAACUCCACUGAAUCGAGGUUGGCCUCAAUAUCCAGAAGUGGAAUCAAGCGAGAUCCGAUUGGGAGGCGAUGACUAUAGGAAAAAAGACGCUGGCAUCGGCGACGCUACGGGAAGAAUUCCACAAGGCUUGUCUUCUCUAGCCAACAGCGCCACGCACAGAAAGCCAUCCUUUCAUAACACAGAGCAAGCUAGUAGGAUUUCCGAGGAACUAGCCGUAUCAGAGGUUUUGAUGUCGUUGCAACAAAAGAAGUAAUGGAAAGCAAAACCUCAUGUU